Molecule: messenger RNA, 3155 nt
Organism: Xenopus laevis (African clawed frog)
Lineage: Eukaryota; Metazoa; Chordata; Amphibia; Anura; Pipidae
Gene: csnk1d.L
Product: casein kinase 1 delta L homeolog
Exons: 10
Coding region: 300-1529 (409 amino acids)
Cellular component (GO): cytoplasm
Molecular function (GO): protein kinase activity; protein serine/threonine kinase activity; ATP binding
Source: RefSeq, a predicted model, not a curated record
CCAUCGCCGCUAGUUUGUUGCUAGGUAGAGUGACGUCACGAGUUUCGGUGACAGCCUCUUGCUUGGUUUGUUUGUUGGAAUCGGCCUAGGGGUUCGGUAUAAUCCACCCAAAUCCUUCGUUUUGACGCUUCCCGGGAGCGCGGAAAGGAAAGGAACACAGAAGGCACUCUUUGAUCUAUCGCCCCGGCACUAUUUUAUGCUUCCUAGUGCCGGAUGGAAAACGUCAAUCGAUGGUGAAAAGUGGCCCGGGCUUUUAGAGACCAAUAGCUGGGGAAGGAGGAACGGGCCCGCACAGCAGGAUGGAGUUGAGAGUCGGUAACCGGUAUCGGUUGGGCCGAAAGAUCGGCAGCGGCUCGUUCGGGGACAUAUACUUGGGCACUGAUAUUGCAGCGGCGGAAGAAGUUGCAAUCAAGUUAGAAUGUGUGAAAACAAAACAUCCUCAGCUUCAUAUUGAGAGCAAGAUCUAUAAAAUGAUGCAAGGAGGGGUGGGAAUUCCAACAAUAAAAUGGUGUGGCGCAGAAGGUGAUUACAAUGUCAUGGUCAUGGAGUUACUGGGACCAAGUCUGGAAGACCUCUUUAAUUUCUGUUCCAGGAAAUUUAGCUUGAAAACUGUUCUCCUUCUUGCUGACCAGAUGAUCAGCCGAAUCGAAUACAUCCAUUCCAAAAACUUCAUCCAUCGGGAUGUGAAGCCUGACAACUUUCUGAUGGGACUUGGAAAGAAAGGCAAUCUAGUAUACAUCAUUGAUUUUGGGCUGGCCAAAAAAUACAGAGAUGCUCGCACACACCAGCAUAUACCAUAUCGUGAAAACAAGAACCUAACCGGAACGGCUCGCUAUGCAUCUAUUAACACCCACCUCGGAAUAGAACAAUCACGCAGAGAUGAUUUAGAGUCUCUUGGAUAUGUUCUUAUGUACUUUAACCUUGGUUCCCUCCCAUGGCAAGGGUUAAAAGCUGCCACCAAGAGGCAAAAAUAUGAACGAAUCAGUGAAAAGAAGAUGUCUACACCAAUAGAAGUUCUUUGUAAAGGCUAUCCAUCUGAGUUUGCUACAUACCUGAAUUUUUGUCGGUCCUUACGUUUCGAUGAUAAGCCAGACUAUUCUUACUUACGACAACUCUUCAGAAAUCUGUUCCACAGACAAGGCUUUUCAUAUGACUACGUGUUUGACUGGAACAUGUUGAAAUUUGGUGCAAGUCGUGCAGCUGAAGAUGCUGAGCGUGAAAGGAGAGAAAGAGAAGAAAGGCUCAGACACACAAGGAACCCUGCUGCAAGAGGCAUACCCUCUACUGCUUCUGGCAGACUACGAAGCACUCAGGAAGUAGCGCCAUCCACUCCAAUUACCCCAACGUCACACACUGCAAACACCUCUCCUCGACCUGUAUCCGGAAUGGAACGUGAGCGAAAAGUCAGUAUGAGAUUGCACCGGGGUGCUCCAGUUAAUGUAUCUUCCUCUGAUUUAACUGGCAGACAAGAUACCUCACGCAUGUCAACUUCUCAGAAUAGCCUUCCUUUCGAGCAUCCCGGUCAAUAAGAGCUCACCUCGUUGGUUGAAGGCAGCUCUCGAUUCCAAGUCGUGUGACUUCCAGUGGUCUUCCAUCAACAGUACACCGAUGAACACGUUCCCCACGCAGGGCGUAUAGUGCAUGGCUGAUCUUACAUUGGCUUCACGAGCAAACCGUAUCACAAAAAACAAAAUAAAAAAAAAUAAAAGCUAAUCUCUAAAGAGAAGGAAUCCCAGGUGGUGUUUUCCAUGCUUUUAAAUGAUGAUGUUUUGUGAAUGGAAUCGUAUUUACCAGCUGCCGACGUGAAGUUUCGAGCAAACUUCUAUUGCGGCAAAAGCAGGCGUAGACUGUCACAAGCGCCAAAUCUAGAAUUGCCAUUUUAUUUUACCUUUCAAUGGCCCUUUUUAUUCUACUGUAUCUAAUUGGUUUUUGGAGAUUUGUAUUAGUUUGCUAAAUAACCUCACAUGUAUAUAUACUGCAUAUAACUGUGCCAGUUUUGUCUGUCUAUUACUUUCACAAGGACAGUGUAGAAGGUAGUUGGAGAAUAGCAGUUCUGCCCUGUUAAGGACAUGGGCAGGACCAUUUUUUUGUAAGAGACCAUGGGCUUGGAUGAAAGUUUUUAAAAUUGUGAAUGGAAUAUGUAGAUUAUAUAAUUUAAUGCUCCACUGAAAUGCACUCAUCACUCAUUCCUGAACUGAAAGGUGAGCGUGUGACAUUUUUAAUGUGGGUAGGAUACGUAUAGCAUUCCCAGACACUCUGUGGAUCAGUAGUUAAGGAUUUGUUUUGUAAAGCGUUUGCAGCAGUAAUAUGCAGAAUUCUUAAUUUGUCACUUUUAUGGAUGUCAUGUAUAUAUUUUUUGUUUUAUAAUUUGAUUCCAUAACCCAGACCUUGAACAGUGCAUUAAAGCAGCACCCGUUGUAGCAGUGAGGUGCCUUUUUAAAACUUGCAUCUGGCUGCUUGUAGCGUAUGACAGGGGGUAGGCCAAGUAAUAUGUAAAAAUGUCAAUAAAAUAUCCUGAGCUACCCAUUUUCCUGAACAGGAUGAAAUUAUUUUCCCUUAGAUCGUUUCCAUAUAGGGAUUGUGCAAUACGGGGCGGGGGGGGGGGGGUCCAAAUGUUAAAUGUAGUCCACAAAUGUCUUUUAAAAUUUUAAAAAAAAAUGUAUGCUCUUCACUAGAUGUAUAAUCCUUGUAUAUUUUAAGGUACAGGAGCAAGAAGCCUGUUUACUAGAUGGAUAUUCGCAAUAGAUGGCGAUUUUGUGUUUUUAAGAUCGUUCUUACUGAGUGUUUUCCACAUUUUGAGGAUUGUAAUGGAAAGACUUGUAUGUGUAUGCUAGUUAACAUGUAAUAUUUUCCGCAUGUCUCCUGUUCUUUGUACAAUUCUGCGCGUGGUUUCUCUGUAAAUAUUAGUGGAUGUCAUGCUAACUUACAGUCCUACUUUUCUAACCACUGUACACAAGUUCUCUGUGGACUAGAUUGGGAAGCAUACCGAACAACCUUUAAAGGGGGCGACUUAUCCCCCUCUUUGGCCAUAACAGUAUGUACUGCUGAGAUCUGAAAACAUUCUGAAUGAUACUUAUUGCUCAGCUACCAGUUUGUAUCACUACUGUAUUUGUGUACUUUACAAAGGUGUGUAAAUAAUAAAUUCAUAACUUCUA